UGAUGUGUAUAUUUUAUGGCAACAUAUUUCAUUUCCAUUUUUGCAUUAUUCUAGAUGCCCAGGCAACAAUAUCGGGGCCCUCGGAAGUAUUUGUGAAGAAAGGCAGUACAAUAUCACUUACAUGUAGCGUAAACGUUCAUUCCACACCACCAUCCUCCGUUUUAUGGUAUCACGGUCCAGCGGUGGUCGACUUCGACUCUCCACGUGGUGGAAUUAGUUUAGAAACGGAAAAAACAGAAGCCGGAACGACAAGUAAAUUGCUGAUCACUAAAGCAUUACUGUCUGAUUCUGGAAACUAUACGUGCGUACCGUCCAACGCAAGUCCUGCGUCAAGCAUCGUGCACGUUCUUAAUGGAGAGCACCCAGCCGCAAUGCAAACGAGCACAGCUAGUCCAAAACGCCAAGUUCUAGUAAUGGUAAUCGUAUCAGUACUGGUCUUAACUGAAAUUAGAUGAUCUCAUCUUUCCUAAUGAAGUUCGUUUAUUACUAUACGACUUUAACGAAAUAGUGCUAAUAAACUCAAGUGGUGUAAAUACUAGAAUAAGGUGUGACAAUGAAGUGAUUUGUGUUUCUCGAAAACUGAAACGUAUUUUUAAUUCAGAUGUGGUGCUAUGUUCUAUACUCACACCCCAUUGAAAACGAUAUCACCAAUGGUUGUGAAAGUGCUUAAAGCAAAUUUUUCGGUGGUAAAACGUAAACUUUUGAAUACGUCCAUGUCGUGUACAUACAAACGAUGUCGAUAUAAAUCAAACGGACUUAAAAAAUCAUAGAUUAUAAUAGAACUGUUCACUGUAAUAACUAUUAUUACAUGUUCAUAUUUUAUGUAGAUCUCCUUCACUGUUAGAUAUUACAACAUUAUUGAUUCUAGCUUAUUUUGAAAA
Molecule: messenger RNA, 881 nt
Organism: Photinus pyralis (common eastern firefly)
Lineage: Eukaryota; Metazoa; Arthropoda; Insecta; Coleoptera; Lampyridae
Exons: 2
Coding region: 3-455 (150 amino acids)
Biological process (GO): synapse organization
Cellular component (GO): neuron projection membrane
Source: RefSeq, a predicted model, not a curated record